Messenger RNA from Trichoplusia ni (cabbage looper), 2821 nucleotides. Its product is annotated as paired box protein Pax-6-like. Gene Ontology annotation, molecular function: RNA polymerase II cis-regulatory region sequence-specific DNA binding; DNA-binding transcription factor activity, RNA polymerase II-specific. Bases 61 to 828 code for a protein of 255 amino acids. Gene Ontology annotation, biological process: anatomical structure development; regulation of transcription by RNA polymerase II. The transcript has 6 exons. The record is from RefSeq and is a predicted model, not a curated record. NCBI's taxonomy places the organism in Eukaryota, Metazoa, Arthropoda, Insecta, Lepidoptera, Noctuidae.
CGGUAAACGCUAAGGUCGUCUCGCCACCGCUUCCUAGGUCGCCCACGACGACGCCUACAUAUGUCUAUGUCUGUUAUAUGUCUAAAAAAUAUAAUAGACGAUGAGCCACUGGAAGGUCUAGAAGGGCUACAUUCAGAUGAGACGGGUUCUGGAGACAACUCGAACGCGGGCUCUAGCGGGGCUGAUGACGACGCCGCGCGCCUCCGCCUCAAACGCAAGCUGCAGCGAAACCGGACCAGCUUCACUAAUGAACAGAUUGAUAGCUUAGAAAGAGAAUUUGAAAGAACUCACUAUCCAGACGUGUUCGCUCGCGAGAGACUUGCCGCCAAGAUAGGACUGCCCGAAGCUAGAAUACAGGUGUGGUUCUCGAAUCGGCGCGCGAAGUGGCGGCGGGAGGAGAAGAUCCGGUCGCAGCGUCGCAGCCCCGACUGCGGCUACAGCGGCGCGCCCGCGCACGCCCCGCACGCGCCGCACGCGCCGCCCGCGCACGUCGCGCACGUCGCGCACGCCCCGCACCAGCCCUACCAGCCGCCGCUCAAUGUUGAUACUUACAGCCCGCUGACCCCGAUGGGUUACGGCGGCGGUAUGGUGGAGACUCCAGUGUGCGACUCGACGGACUCCGAGCUGUGUAAGGGCGGAUUCCUGGGCUACCCGCGCUACGAGCUGGGCUACCGACAGCCGCCGCAUCCCUAUGUCAACCACCACGGAUACCAGCACGAGCCCGCGUCGCCACCGCCAGAGCUAGGUGGUCUCCUAGGAACGGGCGUGUCGGUCCCGCUGGCGGUGCCAGGGCAGGACUCGCAGCAAUACUGGUCGCGCCUGCAGUGACCCUGGUGGAACUAGCCGAGAACAUCACAAGCUAUCUAAUCAUCUAUUUAUAUUUACCAACUGUUGCAUUGUUUCUGAGCGUUAUGUGCCUACUGAUCUUUUUAGUUUUCAUGAUUGAAGGCAUCUACUGUAAUGGUACCUACUCUUGAUUCAAAGCAAGAUUGAGUAGCGAUGGGAUGUUAUUAACGACGCUGUGUUAGCGCCUUUCAAAAGUAGUUCCAACUCGUACCACUGCUGGAAUUGGCGCUAGUGUCGCUUUUCAAAGUACCAAAUCUAUCUCAAUUCGAUUCAAACAGGACUCGUUUCUGUCGUUCUGCUACUGAUCCUGAAUUUUAGCACAAAGCAUAUACGGAUGUGCAAACGUAUGUGAAAAUCCGGAUAGAGCAGUACUGCGGGAGACUAAACCACAAACUUGGUAAACGCUAUUCCAAAGGUAACGCUCAUAGACAAAAUUUAACCCUUUUCCUAACUAGAUUGUUUUCGACCUUGCAUUUGUGAUCAAACGUAGGUGUUGUGACAUACCUACACAAUUAUGCUCAUUCAUUAUUUUCUUGUCACUUAAAAUCAUUUUUUUUACACAGCACUGAUGAGUACUUUCAUCUUUAAUUGUAGUAUUAAAAAGUGAUGAAAGUAUUACAUUUGCCUGAACUACCCUCAUUUAAAAAUGUUUUUUUUUCGAUUUUGAUGGCAAUAUUCCCCCUUUUCAGUACGUAUGAUUGUGUAGAUAUGAAAACAGUUUUUUCUUAACCAAUUAGAUUAAUGCAAUCGUGCUAGUACCCACAAAACUGGUAUACGUAAGAUGUUGUAUGCCUAAAGAACAAUCGUCUGAAUAAUUAUUGUACUUGUGUCAUAGAUAUAGUUUUAAUUUAUAAUUUCUUGUGCUUCACGGUGAUAUUUCGUUCACAACUUCAUUUAUACUGAGAUUAGAAUACUAACAUAUAGUAUAAAGAAUUAACAUAUCCACUAGAUGCCACAAAACAGGACUCUGAGCACAAAGCAUAGGCUCAAAUUGUAUUUAUAUAAAUUAGAAUAUUUCAUUCAAAACAUUUUACUAAACCUCUAAUAGAUAUUCCAUACAUUCACGUUAUCGAUGCACAUGUAAUGAUGUAUCCGUAGCUCUUUGAAUGAAAUAAUUUAAUAAUUCGGUGUAAGUGUUAAAAAAAUAUUUUAAUAACAAAUAGUUAGAUAGGUAAGAUUAGCAUUUAACGAGUAUUUAAUUGUGUAUAUUUGUUGUAAAUGUUUAAAUUUAAAAUGAAAUUCGAAACAUGUCACAUUUGGACUACUACUAGCAAUAUUCUUGCUAGCUGAAAAAAAUGUAUUAAAUUUAUUAAUAGGUACAACUUCUAUUGAUUUCUCACAAUAUUACUGCUACUGUUUUGAAGACUAGAGAAUAUUAUUAGAAUUCAUAGAGGCUUUGUUACACAAAGAGAGAAGAUACGUCAAUCAAAUACCAUCAUUGUUGGGCUAAAGAGAUUUAUCCUUAAACUAGUAGAAUGUACUACAAAUAACAUUAUCCUAGUCUUGGUGUAACACUGCCUUACCAAUGUAGUGAUAAACUUUAGGUAUUUUUUUUUUUAUAUGAAAAGACAGGGCUUCAUAUUUUUAAGUGAAUGUGUAAAUAGUUAAUUUCGUGUUAUUGUAUUUUUUUUGUGAUUAACUGGAGUACAAGUCAUAAGCGCGCAAGUCUGAUGCUUAAAGCUUAUUUUUAACUGAUUACUACAGUCUUAUUUCAAUUCUAGACCUUACUGGUACUGUUAUAAGGAUUUUUUUUUACAACAAACUUAGUUUUUUUCUAGAAAAUUAUUAGUAGUUUAUUUUACAACAAUUUAACACUAGCUAGAUGCAACCUCGAAUUGUUAAUUUCGAAUUUACAAUUAGUUUUUAAUGUGUAUAUGUAUUGAUUAUAAAUAAAAAUGUGAAUAAUUGUGUGAUGUCGAUAAAACGUUUUAAUAACAUUAUAUAAAUACACUUUUGGAUCAAAGCAUUUGGCUGU